CAAGACAGAUGCAUCAAGCAACAGCAUAAAGCGAAAGCUUCCCACCAAAAUUUAUUCCCUAAUUCUCUUUUCAGUAUAUAAAGGGACCAUCUCAUGCAUUUCUUGCAACCCCUAAUUAAUAAUAAUCCAUCCAUUUUCCAUAUAGCUCAUCAAUCCACCAGUACCUAGCUCGAUCACCACCACUGAUCAUCAACCAUGGCCUCCCAACAUGACCUCCACCGACCCAUCUUAGACUCUGACCAAGCGCAGCCGCUAGAACCGGAACCCAUCUCUUCUGGGGUCCAUGCAGUGGACUCUCGGCUAGAAAAGGUGCUAUCGGAUACUCGGUUACCGUGCUUCAAGCGCCUCCGGUUGGCCACCUUGAUCGAACUGAAGAUCCUCUUCCGCCUCGCCGCACCGGCUGUCUUCGUCUACAUGAUCAACAACUUCAUGUCCUUGUCCACCCGAGUAUUCGCCGGCCACCUUGGCAAUCUUGAGCUCGCCGCCGCCUCUCUUGGUAACAGCGGCAUCCAACUCUUCGCCUACGGCCUCAUGUUAGGCAUGGGAAGCGCGGUAGAGACUCUAUGUGGGCAGGCCUAUGGAGCCCACAGGUAUGAAAUGCUAGGCGUUUAUCUGCAAAGAUCAACGAUCGUCCUGACUCUCACUGGCAUCCCAGUCACGGUGAUCUACGUCCUAUCAAAGCCUAUCUUGCUCUUACUAGGCGAAUCAACGGCCGUGGCGUCCGCAGCCGCAGUUUUCGUCUACGGACUGAUCCCACAAAUAUUUGCUUACGCCGUGAACUUCCCCAUACAAAAAUUCCUCCAAUCCCAAAGCAUUGUAGCCCCAAGUGCGUACAUAUCGGCGGCCACGCUUGUGGUGCACCUGCUGCUGAGCUGGCUGGCCGUGUACAAACUGGGGAUGGGGUUGAUCGGCACGUCGUUGGUGCUGAGCUUGUCGUGGUGGAUCAUUGUGGUGGCGCAGUUGGUGUAUAUCUUGUUGAGCGGCAAGUGUAAGCAGACGUGGAAUGGGCUGAGUUUGCAGGCAUUUUCUGGGCUCUGGGAGUUCGUGAAAUUGUCGUCGGCAUCGGCUGUGAUGCUUUGUUUGGAAACGUGGUACUAUCAGAUACUGGUGCUGGUUGCUGGCCUGCUCGAAAACCCCGAGCUUGCUUUGGAUUCUCUUGCCGUCUGCAUGGCAAUUAAUGGGUUGUUGUUCAUGGUUUCGGUCGGGUUUAAUGCAGCUGCAAGUGUGAGGGUGAGCAAUGAGCUCGGGGCGGGUCAUCCAAAGUCAGCAGCAUUCAGUGUCGUAAUCGUCAACGUUAUUUCUUUCAUUAUUGCUGUAAUAGAAGCAGUGGUGGUGCUUGCGCUGCGCCAUGUGAUAAGCUAUGCCUUCACCAGCGGCGAAACCGUGGCUGAUGCCGUCUCAGACCUCUGUCCAUUCUUAGCAGUUACUCUUAUUCUUAAUGGGGUUCAACCGGUCUUGUCGGGGGUGGCUGUUGGAUGUGGAUGGCAAGCAUUUGUGGCAUAUGUGAACGUGGGAUGUUACUACGUGGUUGGAAUUCCUUUGGGUUGCCUUCUUGGUUUUAAGUUCGACCUUGGCGCUAAGGGAAUAUGGUCGGGGAUGAUAGGAGGAACUGUAAUGCAGACCAUCAUUUUACUGUGGGUAACUUUUCGCACGGACUGGAAUAAAGAGGUGGAGACUGCGAGGGGACGACUGGAAAAAUGGGACGACAAGGAGACACUGCUAAAAAGCUGAAGAGGUUGCUAAAGAUAACACUGACCACACGUAGCAAAAGGAUGAGUUUGGAGUGUCGGUUUGGGUGUUCGGUUUUUUAGAUCAGAAUUCAAUUCUUAUUUGAUGUGCAAAGUCUGCAUAUUACUGUCAGAAAACUCUAUUUUGCUGUUGCAGUGUACAACUUGUGGCUUCACCGGAAUGCAGCAUUUACUUCAUGGGUGCUCUCCCCGGUCUGAGGAAGGUUUGUUGUCUAAGAUUAGAUGGGAGGUGAAAGUGAGAUUGAUGACAAAGUUUUAUUCAAAGUAGUCUGUCCUUUGGAGUCUUCUUUGUUUGUGGUUGUAGUUGUGUUCCUAGUGCUGUGUCGCUAGUUUGGCUUUACUAGAGGGUCUGCUUUGGCUUCCUUUAGUUCUGUGGGUAUUUUUUGAAGUUGUAUUUGUUGGUUCUUGAUGAACCGUGAUUCCAGCGUUUACUGGAGUGCUGUAAAAGUUGAGUUUGGGCAAUAAAGUUUUAAUUCACCCAAAAAAAAAAAAAUAUGAAUAAAAUAGCGAAAACAGAAUCAUAUUUGUUUUUAAAAUCAUGGUUGCCAAACGAACCACUUCAUUGGAUGGAUUUCACCAGGAAGGUUUUGCCCAUCGACUAGC
Alnus glutinosa is the source of this 2351-nucleotide messenger RNA. RefSeq names its product protein DETOXIFICATION 40-like. Gene Ontology annotation, biological process: xenobiotic detoxification by transmembrane export across the plasma membrane. Lineage: Eukaryota; Viridiplantae; Streptophyta; Magnoliopsida; Fagales; Betulaceae. Gene Ontology annotation, molecular function: antiporter activity; xenobiotic transmembrane transporter activity. The transcript has 7 exons. The record is from RefSeq and is a predicted model, not a curated record. Bases 196 to 1731 code for a protein of 511 amino acids. Gene Ontology annotation, cellular component: membrane.